Molecule: messenger RNA, 1599 nt
Organism: Penicillium daleae
Lineage: Eukaryota; Fungi; Ascomycota; Eurotiomycetes; Eurotiales; Aspergillaceae
Product: putative MFS sugar transporter
Exons: 8
Coding region: 1-1599 (532 amino acids)
Biological process (GO): carbohydrate transport; transmembrane transport
Cellular component (GO): membrane
Molecular function (GO): carbohydrate:proton symporter activity
Source: RefSeq, a predicted model, not a curated record
AUGAACAAGUUCGGGUCUCAGACCAGUACCUACAAUAGGCUGGUGACCGUUUUUGUGGCCAUUGGUUCUAUGACCUAUGGCUACUGUGCUUCCAUCAUCGGCAGUACUAUCGGCCAACCAGGAUGGUAUAGUUACUUCAAUCUUCCCGCAGAGGGUGAACCUGGCUACGCAGCUAUCACAACACCCGCCAUCUCGACUGCCAAUGGUGUCUUCAGUGGCGGUGGUGCAGUCGGCACCCUGUUCAUGAUGUGGGCUUGCGACCAAUUUGGCCGAAAGGUUUCUAUUCAAUUGGGCGCAUUUUUCGCUCUCUUUGGUGGAGCUCUUCAAGCGGGUGCGAAUUCUCUAGAUAUGUUCCAAGCUGGCAGGUUCUUGUGCGGUCUCGGAAUCGGAAUUCUCGUCACCGUUUGCCCAAUGUACCUUUCGGAGAUGUCGAGCCCUUUGCGUCGAGGCUGGUUGGUCGGCCACCAUGCGAUAUUCCUUGUAUUCGGAUAUAUGCUUUCGGGAUGGGUGGGCUUCGCGUGCUAUUACGCUGAGAAUAUUCCUGCGUUUGGCUGGAGAUUCCCUCUGGCUCUUCAAUGUCUUCCACCCUUGGUCCUGCUUUCCGGCUCCCCAUGGCUUCCCCGCUCUCCUCGUUGGUUGAUUUCCAAGGGAAAACUUGACGAGGCUCAGCAGGUGCUUCAGCGUCUGCGCGAAUCCCCCGAUGACCCUGACAACCUUGCCGCCAAGGAAGAGUUCUUCCAGACUAAAGAGCAAAUUCGCCUUGAGGCUGAAAAGAUGACAGAGUACGGUAGUCCCUGGGUGGCUGUCAUCAAGAAGAAAUCGUACCGCAAGCGUAUGAUCAUUGGGUUCCUUACACAGUGGGGAGCAGAGUUUGGUGGCCCUCUCAUCAUUAAUAACUAUGCUGUUCUUUUGUACACCAAUCUUGGUAUGAAGGACGGUAUGCCUUUGCUUCUGAGCGCUAUCUGGCUGACAACGGCUGGCCUGAUCUACAAUCCGCUGGGUGCUUGGCUCCACGAUCGCGUCAACUCUCGCCGAGGCAUGUACAUCACCGGCUUCAUUGGAAUCAUCGUUACCACGUCGUGCCUCGCUGCUAUGACCGCUGAGUACGCCGGAACAACCAACAGGGUUGGAAAUGCCUUUGGCAUCUUGUUCAUCUACCUUUACCUGGCUUUCCAAGGCACUUUCUGUGACACGACGAUGUACCUUUAUGUCUCGGAAAUAUUCCCAACCGAGAUCCGUCCCAUUGGCAUGGGCUUCUCGUUGUUCGGCCAGUUUGCGGCAACUCUCAUCCUCCUCGAAACUGCCCCUAUGGGUUUCAAUAAUGCUGGCUGGAAAUACUACCUUGUUAUUAUCUGCUGGUCGGUGGUCUUCGUUCCCGUCAUCUACUUCUUCUUUCCGGAGACUGCUCGUUUGACCCUAGAGGAAAUUGCCCAGAACUUCGGCGAAGAGGUUGCCGUUCAUCUCACAGAUGCAACUGACGAAGAAAAGGCCAAGCUUGAUGAGAAACUUGCUCAUUCUGGUGGCGGGCUAUUUGAGUCAUCGGAGGCACCGAUUGCUCCAGUAUCCGACGCCGAAAGCAAAGAACCAAAGGCAGUUUGA